CGUCUUCAAAGCGCUUUCGUCGAACGGUGUACGAACGGGGUGGCGAAAUGACAAAUUUUAUUUUAUUUGAAAUUUCUGCCAUUUUCGCAAUUCCGUUUCACCGAAUUUGACAGCAAUGACAUGAUAAAAUGUUCAGGUAACCCUCUCGUUCAAUCGUUCAAUUCUUCCCCAUGAACGAGGAAUUCCCAAAUUUUACGACACUUUCACGUUUUCCUCAAUAAAAUCUUUAAUUUAAAAAUUAAGAUGAGUUGAAAUUGAGGUGUGUGUUGUGAAGUUUUGUUCUAAUUUCGUGUUCUGCGUUGUGUUAGAAUUGUUUCAAUUUGAUGUUGAUCCUUCUCUACUCUACCACUAAGUUAACUAAGUAAGAAUAGAUAGAUUUUUUUAAAAAAACCGAUGUUAUGUUCUCGUUCUCUAGUCCUGCAAGUAGCCGAUCAUAUUCAGAUUUACAUCGAACAAGGAAAAUUAAAGAAUAAUAAAUGUCAGUAGAAGAAAAUAAAUUUAAAAAUUCAAUGGAAUUGUUUGAAUCGAAAGAUGUUGUCAAAAUAUGUGCACCGAUGGUUAGGUAUUCCAGUCUGCCUUUCCGGCUGUUGGUAAGAAAGUAUGGAUGUGACCUCGCGUACACACCCAUGAUCAUAGCAGAUUCUUUUGUCAAGUCAGAAAAAGCCAGGGCAAAUGACUUUGUUACUAAUUUGAAUGAUAGGCCAUUGGUUGUUCAGUUCGCAGCUAAUGAUGCCAGCGUGUUUGCUGAGGCCAGUGCUUUUGUCAUAAAUUAUGCAGAUGGUGUUGAUUUGAACUGUGGCUGCCCACAAAGGUGGGCUAUGAGGGACGGCUAUGGGUGCUGCCUCUUAAAGAAGCCGGAGCUCAUGGAAGAUAUAGUUAAGACGUUGAAGAAUCGAAUCCAUCGGAGAGAUUUUUCCAUUUCUGUCAAAAUUCGUCUAUUGCACGAUUUAGGAAAGACCAUUGAGAUAUGUAGGAGAAUGGAGCGCAUUGGUUGCUCCUGGAUCACCGUCCAUGCCAGAACACCUGAUCAAAAACAUCAACCAGCUAAUUGGGACCCUUUGAAAGAUAUUGUUGACAGUCUGAAAAUUCCCGUGGUUGCUAAUGGCGACAUAAAAUCUAUGAAUGACGUCACUAAAGUUGUUAACGUAACAGGCGUUAAAGGUGUCAUGUCGGCCAGAGGAUUGUUAGGGAAUCCGGCAUUGUAUAAUGGCUGUGAGCGCACUCCAAAAGAGUGCGUACAAGACUGGGUAAAUCUAGCCGCGAAGUACAGCGUAACUGGACAGAGAUUCCACAAUCAUCUCAUCUACAUGCUGGAAAAAUCGUUAACGAAAGAUGACCGAAAAUUUUUUAACUGCAUGACCAGCACUACUGACGUCUUGGACUUUUUAGAAGAUAAUUUUGGAGUGUCGCGAAAAUAUGAUUUAAUAACUUUUUAAAUGAAAAUAAAAUGUGUGCGUGUAUAAUGUGUGUAUUUAUUGAUUUAUCAAGUUUUAGUUGGAAAAUAUCCUAUUUUUUUAUACGAA
Messenger RNA from Helobdella robusta, 1523 nucleotides. RefSeq lists its product as hypothetical. The transcript is spliced from 11 exons. The coding region runs from base 477 to 1436 and encodes 319 amino acids. Gene Ontology annotation, biological process: tRNA processing. Gene Ontology annotation, molecular function: tRNA dihydrouridine synthase activity; flavin adenine dinucleotide binding. The record is from RefSeq and is a predicted model, not a curated record. NCBI's taxonomy places the organism in Eukaryota, Metazoa, Annelida, Clitellata, Rhynchobdellida, Glossiphoniidae.